CAAAACAAGCAAACUCUAGUUAUAUACAUAUAUAGUUUUUAUUAGCAUAACCUUGGCAUUGACAGUUCCAUGAAGAACGUUUAACAUCCAUACACUGAACAUUUCCUGUAGAAACUACUGUAAAUAACUGGCAGCAGUUUUUCAGUAACUUACAGUAAAUCAAUUACAGCAAAAAAUACGAUAUUUACAUUUACAGCAUAAUUUAUCUUGGUGUAUAUGUAUUUCCAGUAUUGUAAAUCUCUACUGUAAAUAUAGUCAUUUUCACAAUGCAUAUUCAAAAUACAGUAGCAUACUGCAUAAGUAUCACAGUAAAAUACAGUUCAUAUUACAGUUAAAUACUGUGUAAUUUACAAAAAUUGUUAACACUGUACAGAAGCUUUUCAUUGUACAAAAAGUUAAUUAUCUCAUAUAUCUAGUAUAAACUACAUUUUAGAUGCACAAUGCAUUUUGUGUUUAUGUCAAAUGGUUACAGUGGGUGAGCUUUUGGCAAUACCUGCAGUUAUUUUUACAACAACACAUUUUGAGAUUCUUAAUUUAAUGCAUCCUUUCAGAAUAAAAAUAUCCCUUUAUUUCCAACAAAAAUGUCAUACUGACCAUCAAAAUGUCCACAAUACCAACAGUGCAGUGGACGAAUUUACAAAAUGUUACAUUUAUAUAAAAGAGCAACAAUCAACAUCCAACUCAUUUAGAAUUGCUUGAGGUCAGAGCUCUUGCAUUUUGCAUUAAGUUAAAAGAGUGUCAAGUGCUCAGAACCUGAUGUGACAAUAAGUCUUUUUCAUGUAUGUGAAAAAUACACAUUAAAAAACACUUUAAAAAUUAUUUUGGUAUUUGUGCUAACUCCCCAUAAAAGUCAAGUUCAAGCCAAGAACAAUGUUUUAUUAUUUUAGUUCAGCCACACAAAACCCUAGAUCCAGCAUGAAGCUACACCUUGAAGUCAAGCAUGGAGCAGUUUUAGGCAAAGCAUGGCCAGUUCUGUUUUGCUUAUCUAAUAGAUGUUAUUCAAAGGAACCAGCUUCGACUUUCACCCACUCACUCAUUCUAUCAAAGAAACUCUCGAGCCAGACUUUCGAGAAGCUCCAUUGCCUAAAAUGCAGCUCUCCAACCUCCUCCUGGCCCUUGCCGUCACAAUGUGGUUCUCCGAACACUGGGGAACUGCAAUCGUGGUUGAAGAUUUCAACCAUAUUGAGAGAUGCAAGGACUCGCUGUAUAUGGGCACCCCACCACGCGGCUUUAAAGACCCCAGCCUCAAGAAGAUCUGCCAACGCUACGCUGACAAACCCAGAUUUGUGACCCUGUAUGAUCCCAAAAUCCGCAUUCCAGUUUACUCUGCAUACAGCUUCAAGAAAACAGAGGGUGAUCGGCGUGUGGACUAUCCCUGGAUGUACGAACCUCAGCUUGCAGAGAUUGAUGGGAAUGGGAACAUGAUGCCAUUCCCUACUGGAUACUUACACAUGAAGUUUGAGGACAGCCAGGCGGUUUUGGAUGACUAUUCAGACGUGGUUCUGUACGAGAGAGGGCACCUAAAUCCAGACCAGCACCAGUCUGACCCUCAAGACCGAGCGGCCACAUACACGCUCACCAACGUCGUGCCAGAAAUCCGCGAGUUCAAUAUCGGGCCCUGGCGCCAGUAUGAAGAGCGUAUCCGCGUGCGCCUCAACAACUUCUGCAGGGGCACAGCUUACAUCGUGACUGGCGUUAUCCACGCUGGAAACAUGAUCCGACGUAACAACCUAAAUCGUGUGGGCAUCCCCGAAGACGUGUGGUCUGCUUACUGCUGCACCGACUACGACCGAAACUCCCCGCACGUCGAGCGCAUCCACUUCCCGACCUACGCGGCCAUUGCCAAGAACGCAAAAGAGGGAAACACGGUUCAAGAGUUAACGGUGUUGGAGCUCGAGCUCAUUCUGACACAGAGAAUGAAUGUAGACAUGAACUUCCAGCUCUUCUAUGAUAACUGUAACUCACCUUCACCUCUUCCUCCUUACCUUCUUCACAGCGUAUGAUCUGACCUGCCUGCACUUCUAUAGCUUUGGUUGUGGGUUCGUUUUUUUCAUACUUUCUUCUUUCCAGUAGCUUUUCUAGGCAUUUCCUUUUAAACACAGACUUUUUGGUCAGAAGCUGUGCAAUAAAUUGGCCAACAGUAACAUUUUUGUUAACACUUUAGUUGUUAAGGUGGUUAACAAUUCCCACUAUUAACUACUGACCUAUAAUCUGCUUAUUAUUGAGAUAUUGGCUGCUUUAUAAAGUAUGCUCUCAUUCUUUAUCCCUAUCGCCUAAGCCCAACUACUUUACAAAUGAUUAAUAAGUUGCUAAUUAUUAGUUUAUUGAUCUAAAAUUCUUUGUUUAAUGGUUUGUUAAUAGUAUAAAUUGGACCUUAAAAUAAACUA
Danio rerio (zebrafish) is the source of this 2387-nucleotide messenger RNA. The record is from RefSeq and is a predicted model, not a curated record. Lineage: Eukaryota; Metazoa; Chordata; Actinopteri; Cypriniformes; Danionidae.